This is a messenger RNA of Amorphotheca resinae ATCC 22711, 1862 nucleotides long. RefSeq lists its product as hypothetical. The transcript has 4 exons. Lineage: Eukaryota; Fungi; Ascomycota; Leotiomycetes; Helotiales; Amorphothecaceae. Bases 193 to 1683 code for a protein of 496 amino acids. The record is from RefSeq and is a predicted model, not a curated record.
CUGCCAGAAGGACCCUCGUUUUUCAAUUCCCACCCUCGUUUCCUCACCUUCGAAGUCAGUCCGAAAGAGGCUUGUCUCUGGAUGCCAACUGCUCAGACUGCGUCAUCUGUCGCAGCUUCUUCUAGGUAGGCUUGCCUACCUGAGGAGAGCUGCUGCAGUCGGCGGCGGUUUUUUCUUGCCUGUGCUACGAGCAUGUCGUUGAUUCUGCCCAAAGGCAUUGUGGUCAACAACUCUCCCUAUAUCGAGGGAAGCAUAGAGCGGAUCAGUACUGAGCCUUUGGAUCUUGCGGACAUUGCCAAGUUCUGGAAAGUCUACACCACCACAAAACGAAGGCUCCUCGAUCCCACCGCCGAACGUCUCGAGAAUUACUGGUGGCGCAUAUGGGGCAGUCGGAAACGAGAGCUGAACGGUGCCACCAUUGCCGGCCUGUUCUCGCACAUCUCACAUGGCCAGAGCUUUGUGCCAUUACGAGGACCUCCAAAUCGGGAUGAGGGAACUCCUCCCAUGGUAUGGGAGAGAACUGCCCGCGCUGGGCCCCGCGGCUCGAGUUCCACUACUGUCAGCCGUUCGCACCAGGGCCGUCCGAGUACUACGUCCUCAUCGACAACAUCUAGAGCUCCCUCGGUAAUGCCACACCCCAUACUCAAGAAGUCGAGAGGUCCUUCUACAACAGGACCCCGGCCAACUGCCCGCUUCAUCUCGCCGCACGAAUCUGAAGAUGAGUCGAUGUCGUCGGCCAGCUUUAAUUCACAUGUCACUGUACAACCCCCUUCGCCUGGUUCGCCGAGUUCCAAAACAGAAAAGAAAGCGGCGGCCACUUCCGGAACUGUUAGCAAGAAAAGCCCCGUGGCUGUCAGGAAGAAAAGACCCGUAAUAGUCCGACGCAAGAGUUCGCAAUCUUCGUCCGAGACUUCCUCUAAGACUGCCGAGACGACAGCAUCUACUGAGCCCCCGUCAUCACCAGAGAGGACCCCACCCAUACCCCCGGAGUCAUCUAAUAUCUGCAGCAAGGAACCCCCGCAGGCAAAACUACAGGAGAAUUUCUCUCCCUCUGAUCGAUCAUUGACACCGUCACCAAAGAAGCGGGGCACCACAAAUUUCACGGAUUCGACGGGUUCUUUGUCACCGACACCUGGGGCUCGCCAGGAUCAAGAUGAGCAUAUAUCAGGUCCAGAUGUGGCUUCAUUUGGAGACCAAGGGCCUUCUUCUGCCCUCCGCGCUAUGGAGAAUCGACAAGCAUCCGGAGAAAAGAUCCCUGCCGAAGAGCUUGCGGCAAGUGUUAUGAAGGGACCGGCGCUUGCUAAGGCUGAUGACCGUGUCGUGGAGGGUUCCCGAUCAACAGCAGAAAAGUCCUCAGCCCAGUCCCAAAGUGAUGGUCCCCAGUAUUCGCACAGAGCGCACCAGCCGACUCCUGCUGGCAAACAGGAGCCCCAUGAUCUUGGUGCCAUUCGCUAUUUAUCAAAUGAUCCCAAGAGUACACCCAGCUUAGCACCGACCCUUGCUGCUGCUACUGGGCAGCUCGACUUGGGUGGUGAUGUGGCGGACCCAGCCCAAACAACUUCAGUAUCCAGUCCCAGAAAGCCCGACAAGGGCAAGGGAAGGAGUUCAGAAGAUGCGGGCCCUGCCGAUCGAGCGCGGAGUGCGGAACAUAGUUCCAAAGACCGGAAAAAGAGCAGCGGGUAGGAAUAAACAAAAAAGAAACAUAUAGAUGGGGUUCCGGGGAGGUUGUACAUAUCAAGUCGGGCGACUGGGACCACACGACACCGCGGUACGGGGUCGGCACCAAAAGUCACUUUAGCGAUUCAUCAUUCCUCUCUUCCUCUGACGGCUGUUGCAUUGGGAGGCGCUCUUGGGCUCGACGA